AUGGCGAAAGAUUUCCAUACAUUGCAAAAAGGUGCUGUUGUCCACCACAUCGCCGAAGCCCACAAACUGAAAGGUCAACUCCCUAAAGGGAUCAUGGAAUCUUUGGCAACAACCAUUCGUUUCGUCACGCUGAAUUGCCGAUCACUAGCGAGUGAACUCCAACAAGCCGCUCUAUCCAGACUUCUGCGAUAUCUCUGUGUGCCUUUUGCUGCACUGCAGGAAACACGCAUGAGAGAUCGGCCCGUCAUCAGCAUCGAAAAUUACACCAUAUACUGCGGCGAUGCUGAUGAGAACAAAGCAGGUGGCUGCGCGAUAACUGUGAGGAACGAUUGCAACAACCUGGCAGAGGAAUUUGGUUCAACGUCGUCUAGGUGCUCCUUUCCCCGACUGCGAGAUCGCAGAGGACGUACUCUGGAUCGUAAGUGCUCACCCACCUACGGAAACCGCUGA
Molecule: messenger RNA, 450 nt
Organism: Necator americanus (New World hookworm)
Lineage: Eukaryota; Metazoa; Nematoda; Chromadorea; Rhabditida; Ancylostomatidae
Exons: 1
Coding region: 1-450 (149 amino acids)
Source: RefSeq, a predicted model, not a curated record